AUUUGACAUUUAAUUUUUCCUAUACUGUAUCUUUCUAAAUCAAGUAAUCAUGCCUACUUACACAAAAAUUGAUUGCUGCAAAGAUAUGAAUGGAAAUUGAAUAAUACUUAAUUUCUUCUAUAAUAUAUUUAUAGUUAUUUUGUUAUUUAGAAACACUUGGUAAAUAUAGGUGGGUUAAAUGUACUUACCAAUAAACACCACUCAUUUUUUCUCCUCCUCUCCUACUCAUGUUUUUGUGUGUGUGCGUGUGCAUGUGUGUGUGUGCGUGCGUUUGUGUGUGUGUGUGUGUGUGUGUGUGUGUCAUAUCUCCUUGGCAACAGGUUUGACCUUCAACAAUGUCAGGUGCUAUUUUUAGAACUGUAGGAUGGAAAUGUGCAGUUCUUUGUUAUGUCUAUUCACUUGGAGUUCAUCAUAGUAUAUAGUUGAAAUGGCUGGAAGAAAGAAGGACCCAAUAUGGAUCCAUUUUGUUGAAGAACCAACAUUGUCAGGAAAAGGGCAAGUCAUGUGGAAAACAGUUAAUGGGGUUGGUUGCCAGAAUGAAAAAACAUAUUGAAACAUGUCAGAAGGAAGAAACAGAAGAGGAUCAUCUGUGUGAAUCAGAAUCAGCACAGAGAAGUUGCAGAGGUAACGAUUCAUUGGCCAUUGUGAGAAAAACCGGUGGGCAAAUAUCAUCUUCGACUUCCCAAGGGCCUUCUAUGCAAACGAAGAGAACACAUCACAAUGAAAACAAUGGCGAUAGUGAGAUUAAAAAAAAAUUUCAUCAAACCCUUGUUGACACACAUCUAGUAAAAACCAACAGUAAUCAAAAAUGUAUUCUUGAUGAACAGGUUGCUCGAUACAUAUAUGCUACAAAUUCUCCUUUCCGGCAAGUAGAUCACCCAGAAUUCAAGAAGAUGGUAAGUUUGUUGCGUCCUGGAUAUAAACCACCCACUCAUGUUCAGAUUGGGGGUGAUCUGUUAGAUACUUUAUACACUGCCGAGAGAGAGAAGUGUGCGACAUGUUUGGAAGGAAAAACUGUAUGCUUAAGUUUAGAUGGGUGGUCAAAUAUCCAUAAUGAUCCUAUCAUUUGUGUAGCUGUAACUGCCAGUUUAGGAGAAGUUUAUCUGGUAGAUACAAUUGACACAUCAGGUCAUUCACACACAGCUGAUUAUUUGGUACAUGUAGCGAAAGCUACUGUAGCCAAAUGUGAACGUGAAUUCAAGUGUUUAGUUCGCAGUAUUGUGACAGACAACACUGGAAAUGUGAGAAAAAUGCGUUCAGACCUAGAAAAAGAAGAUUUAAAUUUUAUCACAUAUGGUUGUUCAGCACAUCUUUUGAAUCUACUAGCAAAAGAUUUGCAGGUACCUAAUGUGAAAGAACGUGUGGUAGAGAUUGUUAAGUACUUCCGCAAUAAUCAUUUUGCACACGCUAAGUACAAGCAAGAAGGUGGACAACAGCUUAUACUACCUCAAGAUGUUCGCUGGAACACAACAGUUGACUGCCUGUCAGCAUACAUAAAAUACUGGUCAGUUCUCGUGAAAAUCUGUGAAGAAAAUCGCACUGCAAUUAAUGAUAAUAUUUACAGAAAAGUGAUGAAUGUCGUUAUAAAGAGGAACGCAGAGGAUAUGCUGAGGUGUCUGAAACCAGUGGCCUUUGCACUCGAUAAGGUUCAGAAAGAUAGCAGUACAAUUUCCACUGCUGUUGAUGUGUGGAAAAGUCUAAAACAAUGUCUUGAAGAUGAAAACCUGAAUGCAGACAGCAUGGAGAAAUUUUCCAGUCGCUACCAUCAGGCACUGGAUGGAGCACAUUUCCUGGCAUAUCUUGUAGACCCACGGUUCUGUGGUCAACAUUUGACAGCUGAUGAGCGAUCUGAAGCUCUUUCAUUUGCAAACAACCGAUACAAACACAUUAAGUCUUUAUUGCCCAUAAUUAUUAAGUUCCAAGCAAAAUCUACUCCCUUCCACAACUUUUUGUUCGAUGGAAAUGUCAUCUCAAAAGUGUCGCCAAUAGACUGGUGGAAAAUGAACAUCAAUUCAGAUACUACUGAAGUUAUGGAUGUCAUAGAACCACUGUUAACAGCAACUGCGUCAUCUGCAUCAGUGGAAAGGAUCUUUUCGACAUUUGGUUUGGUUCAGUCAACAUUAAGAAAUCGACUGGGUACAGAAAAAGCUGCAAAACUUGUAUUUUUGUUUAAAAUUUUAAAUAAGUAAUAUUUUGUUGAAGUUUUUUUACAUAGACUACUUUUGUAUAUGUGCAAUUCUGAGAAGAGAAAAAAAAAGGAAAUUGUGGUUUUGUUUUAAAUCACUUUUAUCUAGAACAAUUGGAACAAAGGGAUGACAGAAGUGACAAUUACAUUUAAGAUUAUAUGUAUAUACUUUAGAGAUAUAGUUAUUUUGUAUAGCACUUCCUUAUUUUUGUUACUAAUGUUAACUGUGAUACUGUACUAAAAAUUUUCAUAAAGUUACAUCAUUAAUGUUUCCUUAAAAUACUAUGCAAAGUAAAAUUUUAUUUCACAGAAAGAAAAUUAAGCUAGUUGUCUUUGCAAAAUGAGUUAAUCUAUUAUGAAUCACUGUAGAGGAAAGUCACGAAAAUGUACUGUAUAUUACACAGAUUAUAAUUUUUUAUAUUUUAAUCAAAAAAAUCCUAUUUUAAUCAACAAAAUCUGAUUUUAACCAAAAAAAUCUGAUUUUUUUGAUUUCUUUAAAAAAAUCAGGAUUUUUUAUACCCUGCGAUCGCUGCGACGAUUAUGCGAGUAAAUAUGGUAAGUAGGCAUGAUUACUUGAUUUUUAAAAAAUACAGUAUAGGAAAAAUUAACAUUCAUAUUAUAAAUUGAUUCUAUUCACUGAUUUAAAAAAAAAUCACAUGAUGAUUUAAAUUAUGAUUUAAAUCACGUGAUUUAAAAAAAAAUCACAUGAUUUAAAUCAUGAUUUAAAUCACGAUUUAAAUCAUGCUGAUUAAAAUCAACAUACCCUGCCUGUGACUAUGUUAUAUGACUUCGUUGAGCUAAGAGAUGUAUUUCAACCUAUUGUUGAAACUAACAUAUUUGUUGACUGAUUGUUGCAUCAGUGCACGCUUCGAUUCGUUUUUAGCCGUAUGAUAAAUUGUAGUUUAGUACGUACAUUUAAAUCUAAUACGUAUAUUAUGACGAAAGAAAUUGUAAAAGAAAUAUACCAGAAGGGUGAAAUAUCAUGCAAACUAUUGAUGAGUUAUUUCUGAAACCCAGUAAUAAUAUAACUACGUUCGUACAUAGUAUGAAAUUGAAAAUUUGGAAAAUAUUAUGGUAAUCAUAUUACUUUGUUGAUGAUGGACACGUAAUAGCACACAACUUGAAGGAUAACCAGACCCAAGUGUAUAACUGAAUUAUUAAAUAACUCAAUAAGUCACAACUUAAUUAUUUAAGUAAAUCAUUGCUUGCCAAUAUUUGGCACAAAUCAAUUUUAAUUUCUUAGUCAGCAAGGUUUAAAACUACAAACAAAAAAUUUCCCAGCAAGGAAGCGUGCAUGUGUCCGCGUACCUGUGUUGUUUAUCCAUAGGUAUGCGCACUUGCUAUGCUAUGUAUGCAUUAUUUUUGACUAAGUAACAUGUAGGCCUACAUAUUUCAGAUUAUGAUAUUAACAUAUGUAGUAUUUUUGGUUAAAUAUAACGGAAAAUUCAUUUGAUUCGUUAUAUGGAUAUGAGUUGCGUAGUUUUGACCGCUCCAUAGAACUUGCAAUGAAAGAUCGGCGCAGGUCCGAAAGCUUGGAAAAUGAGAGAUUUCUGAGAAGAAAUACUCCAGCCAAUAGUCUUGUCUAGUGUAAAAACCUGGCCGGAGGAGAGAAUUGGGAGGUUGGUGGGCAAUGCGCUCAACACAACGCCAAGUGCGGCCUUUAUCCACUGACGUAUAUGUGCCUCGAAGGUAACGCGACACUGCGACAACACGAGACUCGAGGACAGAGCGAUAGUGGGUAUGGGACACUGCAAGUUGGAAUGCCGGUGGGGUGGAAACACUGGAAGGUGUUUACCCCACUCCGCCUCCCAGUCGAAGUGAUGCGCCGCCAAGAUAACCAAUCCACGUCUCCUCCUUCCAGCUUUGUCCCGCCCACCUUGCACGAUGUCGUAAGCGCAGAACCCGCUGGCGGAGUUGCGCCCUGUCUGUAUAGGCCUCUUAAUGUGGGUGUGUUACCAUUAAGGGAAGAAUCUGGUGAUCAAACAUCUACAGGCAAGACUGAGACCUCUCUGCUUUCACACAGUACAAGUGGAGAGUUACAAGAAUAUGUUGAACAUUUUCCAAAAGGAAAUUGUGUGGAAAUUCUUCAGGAUCAGUCUUUAAGUUGCACAAGUGUAAACAGUGAUCACACAUAUUCGAAGACUGUAGACAUCCCGUGUGUCACGCAUUGCAGCAAUGAACUGUCACCACUGGAAAUAAUUGGUAUUGGAAAUUCCUCACCUGUUACGCUUGAUAAUGCAUGUGUAGUGUCAUCUACUCCUAAGUUGAAACCAGUGAGUCUGUUUGGUGGUUUAAGCCUACAUAAUAAAGAAUCUCCUGCAACAUAUACUCGUAUCCGUAAAUGUUCGGAAGGAAAGAAAGUAAGAAGAAGACACAGAAAUAACACCAAAGAAAAGGAAAUUGAUACAAUUAGUGGCCAAGAAGGAGCGUUCUUUAAAGCGCUUGAAAAAGAAAUGUGACCAAAACAAUUAAAUGAUAUAAAAUAAAUAUAUAUUAUAUAUAAAUAUAUGCAAGUUUUCUUGCAUCUCAAGUGCUGUGUAGUAAGAAAAAACCUAAAGGUAGACGAUGGCAGCUGUCAGACAAACUUAUUGCGUUAGCUUUGUACAAGUGGUGACCCAGAUGCUAUUCGUUGUUGUCUACAAUGUUUGCACUGCCAACCAAGAAAACCUUAACAAACAUGAUGGCUAAAAUCAUUUUCGAACCUGGAAUUUAAGACCACAUUUUUGAAUCAUUGAAAAAGACUGUGUCUGGCAUGAACAAAUUUGAGAGUACUUGUUUGUUGGCAUUUGAUGAGAUGUCUCUCCGUCAACAUUUGGAAUAUACCAGCAGAACUAACCAAGUGAUGGGUUUUGAGGAUAUGGGUUCACUUGGAACUUCUGAUAAGUGGGAAAUCAUGCACUUGUUUUCAUGGUUAAAGGUCUCUACAAGAAGUGGAAACAACCCGUGGCAUUUUACAAAACAACAGGUAGUUUAAGUUCAGAUAAGUUGGUAAAAAUAUUACAGUCUGUCCUCGAAUCUUGCCAGAAGAUUGGUUUGAAUGUUGUUGCAACAGUGUGUGACAUGGGCUCAAACAACACACGGGCACUGAAAUUACUGGGUUCGUCAGAAGAAAAGCAGUACUUUCAGUUUGGGAAUUCUAUAACAGAAUAAGACAUUUCCCUGGUAUAUGACGGCCACUGCACAAUUAGAAGAUAUUCCUUUGUCUUGUGAAUGACCUGUAAAAUCAGUUAGGAAUACUCAGUGGUUAUGGGUGUAGUGUCUCAAACUCACCGCAUAUAUAAGAGCUAGCGAGUGAAACAAGAAUUUCUACCAUAAAUUAUAUUAAUUGAGAUUAUUAUAAAGG
Molecule: messenger RNA, 5528 nt
Organism: Bacillus rossius redtenbacheri
Lineage: Eukaryota; Metazoa; Arthropoda; Insecta; Phasmatodea; Bacillidae
Exons: 2
Coding region: 519-2189 (556 amino acids)
Molecular function (GO): protein dimerization activity
Source: RefSeq, a predicted model, not a curated record